CGCUUCUCCUUAGCUUCUCCUCGCAGGCGAGCAGCCAGCAACCAGCCUAUUGAUAAAUGUGCCUCCAAUGGUCGUCUGAAUCAAAACUACGCGCAUUUCUCCCUCCAAUCUUUACGAGGAGUAACAAUCGGACCGCGAAGCUGCAUUAAAUCCCUGAUCGUACUCAGUGGAUGCUCAUUUUCUCACCAUGGCAACGGAAGACAAGAAACCAGAGACCGACACGAAACCUCCCGUUGUUCCAUCAGCGUCCGCCAGUCAAAGCAAGUCUGCUCCCGCCAAGCCCAACUACAGUCUGAAGUUCACACUAGCAGGCCACACUAAGGCCGUCUCCUCCGUCAAAUUCAGUCCCAGCGGAGAGUGGCUCGCCAGCUCCUCCGCUGACAAACUCAUCAAAAUCUGGGGGGCGUACGACGGCAAGUUUGAGAAAACCAUAUCGGGACACAAGCUGGGCAUAUCCGACGUGGCCUGGUCCUCCGACUCCAACCUGCUGGUGUCCGCCUCUGACGACAAAACCCUCAAGAUCUGGGACGUCAGCUCGGGGAAAGGCUUAAAAACUCUUAAAGGUCACAGCAACUACGUGUUCUGCUGCAACUUCAACCCUCAGUCCAACCUCAUCGUGUCCGGAUCGUUCGAUGAGAGUGUAAGGAUAUGGGACGUGAAGACCGGGAAGUGUUUGAAAACAUUGCCGGCUCACUCCGACCCGGUCUCCGCUGUUCACUUCAACAGAGACGGCUCCCUGAUCGUGUCCAGCAGCUACGACGGACUUUGCCGGAUCUGGGACACGGCGUCGGGGCAGUGUUUGAAGACCCUCAUAGAUGACGACAACCCUCCCGUGUCCUUUGUGAAGUUCUCCCCCAACGGGAAAUACAUCCUGGCCGCCACGCUGGACAACACGCUGAAGCUGUGGGACUACAGCAAAGGGAAGUGCUUGAAAACGUACACCGGCCACAAAAAUGAGAAGUACUGCAUAUUUGCAAACUUCUCCGUCACCGGCGGAAAGUGGAUCGUGUCCGGCUCCGAGGACAACAUGGUUUAUAUCUGGAACCUACAGACGAAGGAAAUCGUGCAGAAACUCCAGAGCCACACAGACGUCGUCAUCUCGACCGCCUGCCACCCGACAGAGAACAUCAUCGCGUCCGCGGCUUUAGAAAACGACAAAACCAUCAAGCUAUGGAGAAGCGACUGCUAAGCUCCUGCUUUGGGAUUCUUUGCGCCAUUCAACUUGUUUUUUUUCCUUCUGUUUUGUUGUAAGAAAAGAGGACAUUUUUUUUUUCUAACGGAGCUCCUGUGUGACGCAGAGGGAAUGAGACCCGUCGACCACGUUCAGUUUCCCAGAGCCCACAUCCGGGGUCACAUCACUCUCCUAAUGUGAAGCUGGAGACUUUUUUUUCUUGAUGCUGUGUUCUGGUGCUUCAGUAUUUUUGACACUGCUUUAAACUUCCCCCCCCGGUGUUACAGUUCCGUACCAACUCGCGUUCAUUUGUGGUCCCUUUGGAUAAUGUUAAGCUUAUUCGGCCUUUUUAAUGAUUUGAUCAUUUGUGUUCUGCCUUUUAUUUUUGAGUAACUGUAGCGUCGUCAUUAUGACUUUACGGUGAAGUGACGUUAACAUCAAGCUUCAGGUAUUAAAAACAAAACAAAGACAUCUUAUGGCUGUUUAUUAUUCAAGGCCUUACAAAUAGGGACGUUUGGUCUUAAUAUUCAAUUGCCAGGUUUCAAAUAUACAUUUACUGUUUAAAUCCUUUUGGGCAACAAACCAGGUUUUAACUAAAUUAAAAAAGCUGAAAAUGUGAUGUAUGAAAUCACAGAAUAGUUUGAACAAUUGCACACAAAAAAACCCCAGUUAGUUUGAAGAUGUGUACAGAUGCUGAUUUGAUUACUGCAGCUGUCCGUCUUGGUUCUUUGUCUUCUGCACGCAGCCACCAGCAUCUGUAGUCUGGAUUCAUUUGACUUGUUUUGGUGGAAUACAUGUUCUGACAAUUGACAGCUUAAUAAACCCAGUUUUUGUACGUUU
Messenger RNA from Gasterosteus aculeatus aculeatus (three-spined stickleback), 2011 nucleotides. It is a transcript of the gene wdr5, whose product is annotated as WD repeat domain 5. Lineage: Eukaryota; Metazoa; Chordata; Actinopteri; Perciformes; Gasterosteidae. Gene Ontology annotation, cellular component: Set1C/COMPASS complex. Gene Ontology annotation, molecular function: histone binding. The record is from RefSeq and is a predicted model, not a curated record.